UGCACGCAUAAUGAGCACUGUGCUUUUGACUGUAGGCUUCAGCACAGAAACCGUUCAAGUAGAGCUCAACAGGACUGCCCGUAUCAAAAGCAACAACACUCGCAAAAGCAUUGCCACAGCGAUGAAGCAGUCGGGCUGCUUUGACGGGCAUUCCUCGAAUCUGAACCUCCGCGCCCGCACAAGCGAGCACGGUUCCGAGUCUUCCGUCGAUAGCUUCAACGACACAGCAGAAGAGUUUUGCAACCGGGGAGGCAGCUUCGUUGCGGAGCUCUCCCAAACCUAUCGCGACGAGGUUCGUGCGUUUCGCGCUGAGCUCCGGGCCGCUGAGACCCGGGCCGCUGAGACCCGGGCCGAGCUGCAGGCGCUGCAAUCGCGGGUGAACGACCUCGAGGCCUUCAAAGCGGUAGCUUUCCGCGCCGUCAAUGACGAGGUGCACAAGAAGAUUCAGGCCGCGUUCGGACCGACGCCGGAGAACCAGCGCUGGGACGUCUUUCUGACGCUGCAGUUCAGUCAGCACCAGGACUGGUUUGAGCAGCGCUCCUUGGGUUUGGCAGAACUCCCGUUGCUGAACAAGGGGCCGAACACCUAUUUCGAAGCCGGCAACAACGCUGCGCACAGCCCCCCGCCCGCUGUCGUGAGCCGAAUUGUCGGGGAGGAAGGUGCGCUGCAGCAGAAGGGUUUCGACGCGCUGCUGGACGCCUCGGAGCCGUUUGCGGAGUUCGUCGGCCCCCACCAGGGCGCGGUGGACGCGGCGGGCGCCGUGAUCAAGAACAGCUUCGUCCUGGGCCGCCCGGACGGCUGUGGUAUGGGCGGCCAAUAUGACAGCGAUUUCCGCGGAGCGGGUGGCCACACGCGCUGCGACAGUGUCGGGCGCGCCACGCCCGUAGACUUCCUGUUUGUUCCCCGUGGAGAGAGCCGGCCGGCAGAGGUGCACCAGCUGGUCGGUCACGGCCACAUCUGGGGUGGGCCUGGGGCACGUGGAGACCGAGUACCCGAGUGUGGGCGCCGGUGGUGGCACGGGGUUCCGCCAAUGCUGCUGCCAGCCGGCGCCACGCCCACCAACUGGAGCUGCACGAUGGUCACGGACCUCGGCUCAUGCAGCUCUGCGCAGCUAGAGGCGAUGGCCGCCGCCACGAGUGCCGCGGCGGCGGCGCUGGCGGCAGCGGUACCGGCCUGCUCUCAGCCGCCGCCCAUGAUGCCGCUGGACAUUCAGGAAUCGGAUUACCUGGAGGCCUGCAGCAUCCGUGGCAAGGCGGGCGGCGCCACCGCCUUCGCGCGCGGGGUCGGCCUGUACGACCCGGCGCACGCGGAGGCGGUGAAGGCCGGCAGGGCGGCGGGCGGGGUGCCCAGCAAAUGCGGCAAGUGCGGCGACUGCAAGCGCUGCAAAAACCGUAUCAUCCAGCAGAACUGGCGGGCGAAGAAGAAGGCGAUGAAGGGCGGCGCCGGUGGCAGUGGUGGCAGCGGCGGCGGCGGCUCGGCGGCGGCGGUGGUGGGCCUGACCGCCAACGAGGAGGCGGCGGUGGUGGACCUGACCGCCAACGAGAGCCACACGUGUGUUCUGUGAGCAUGCUGACUGUCGUGGAGUGACGGUAGGCUGUUGUGUGGCAAUGUUGCGCACUGAAGGGCCGCUAGUUGCACCAGGAGGUUCUCUACUUGACAUGAAGGACGCCAUCAACAGCUGGUUCCGCUGGCCGGUAACUGCAGUACUGCCAGCGUAUCAGUGCAGUUCAUGGGAGACCGCGGCGGUAAGGCUUCAAGGCUUUCGGCUGUCAAGCACAAGCCGGUGCAGCUGAUUGAUGGACUCAGGUCAAAGUGCAAUGUGCAUGAGAUAAAUUCCAUUGGGAAGGCUGUAGAUCAGACCAUUGGCUGGCGUUCCUGGGAUGAGAAGUGGUGAUGCUGUCAUGCUGGACUUGGCCAUUCCUGUGGGUAUAAGAUGCACGUUAGCUACUCUGCAAGAGCAUUUGCCGGUGGUCAGUGCAUAUUGUCGCCGCCAAUAGUGUUGUGGGACAAAUUCCUGACAUGUCGGGAUCAUCGUUGUGUGAAAGUCGGGAUGUCUACAGGUGACCCUGGGUAUUGUUGAACCGGGGGUAUUGUUGUCCCGGGCCCCGUGCGUACUGGGCUCUUAGAGUUUCGGGCCCUCCUCCCGGACUUCAGCUGUACCGACCAUACCCAUGAAGGCUGCCGGGUCACAUUUGGAGUUGGCCACUUGCCGGGCACCCAGGGUUUUUCGACAUGCACGAAUGCGUCGGCGGUCGGUUGACCGGACUUAGUGCCGCUUCGCACAUCGCAGAAGGCGCCAAAAGUCAUUAACAAUAUUAUAAUAGAUUUCUGUAUAGCGUCCCGACGAGUUUGAUGCUGUUUGCAAUUUUCGUUUGGUGCGGCAUGCUAACAUUUUCGCGGCAUCAUACCCAAGAACCCCAAAGAAAUGCCAGCAACUACGUGUAUUGCAGCUGCAUAGUGCGAAUACGUUCACUAGGUGAGGCGGACCACGGCUGAGUUAGUUUGCGGCAGGCCACACCUUGUUCCUUGAACCCCACCUCACCCUCAUACGCACGAGACGAAACCAUGACGUUGGGCGGGCAGGCAACAGCUAAGUUGCUGUCAAAGACCGUGGAGCACAUGCUUUUAGUGUAAAUACGAUGUGUGCGGGCGGGCAGAGUGCGGCGUGCAACAUGUGCGGGAAGCCAUACCGCACCCUCCGCGCGCCAUCACGCCGUACAUGUGCUACCUGCAAAACCCCGGUCCCCGGCUGUAACUCCUUCUGCAG
Chlamydomonas reinhardtii is the source of this 2767-nucleotide messenger RNA. RefSeq lists its product as uncharacterized. Lineage: Eukaryota; Viridiplantae; Chlorophyta; Chlorophyceae; Chlamydomonadales; Chlamydomonadaceae. The transcript has 7 exons. The record is from RefSeq and is a predicted model, not a curated record. Bases 122 to 1564 code for a protein of 480 amino acids.